AUGAGGAGAUUGAGUAUGAGGGAGAGAUGAUUUAGUCCUGCCCCCACGUGGCUGCUGCUGGCCCUUUAAACAGUGAGCGACAGACUUUCCCCUGUUCCUGUGAGACUCCCCCGCAGCCGCCAGUUGGUUGCGCUCAGUGUCAGCGCGGCUGUCGGAGUGUGAGCGGGACAAUGCGGGGUCUCCCGGGCUGAGCGUGAGGCGGCGGCCGAACCCCGUGAUUUGUAGAAAGGCGGAGGGGGGGGAUAUAACAUGAAAUGCCGGAUUGUCGGUUACAAAGAGACGGAGUGUCCGACGCUGGACUGUAACAAAAGCAGCGCAGCCCCUCCUGCUGCCGUCCGACCCCUGAGCACCCGACCCGCCGGGGAUUACAGUCUGGGGGUUUUCCAUUGGAGAAGAAACUGUUUAUCUGAGCAGCGGAACCGCAGGAUGCUGGUUAUUUCCUAUUCACAUCAGAGAGGCUCAACCUCUUCCUUCCCAUUGUGGCUUUCAUAAACUACAACUCCCAGCAUGCCCAGGCAGCCUUCCGAAGGAAAUACUUUCCUCAACUGUCAGGCCUGUAGAAGCAAGUGGGAAGAGCUCUGAAUGCUAUUUAAAUGCAAUGUCUAACAAUGGCUCUUUCUUCUUGGAUUUUCUUUCUUCUCGUCCACGGAAUCGUCGGAGGGAGCAGGACCUGCUUCCCGGGAUGUCGGUGCAUCGUGGAUAACUUUGGUCUGUUCCACAGCUUCAGCUUGACCAAAGUCGAUUGCAGCCGCGUCGGACCCCAUGUGGUCCCGGUCUCCAUUCCGCUGGAUACCUCGUAUCUGGAUCUCUCCUCUAACAGGCUGAAAAGGAUCAAUGAGUCUGUGCUGUCCGGACCUGGAUAUACAACUUUGAUGAACCUUAACUUGAGCUACAACCAGAUCGUCAAGAUCUCCUACUCCACCUUCUCCAAACUGAGAUACCUGGAAUCUUUGGACUUGAGUCACAACCUUCUGGAAACCUUACCGGACGGCAGUUUUUUAUAUUCACGCCUCACAGAACUCGACUUGAGUUCUAACAAGAUCCAGAAGGUCGGUGUUGGUGCCUUCACUCUGAAAAGCCAGGGAAGGUCCAUGACCAUCAAUCUUGCAAACAACGAGAUCCAUUCCAUCUUCAGAGGAGCGGAGCGUCCUGUUCCGAACAUCCAUAGCCUAAUGUUGUAUGGAAACCAGCUUCUCUCUGUGCCGGAUCUCCAUGGAAUCCCACUCCGCCACCUUAAUUUGGACAGGAACCCUCUUUCCAAGAUUGAGAAGGUGAGCUUUCUUGGGCUUGAAAGUCUCACACACUUAUCCCUUAGCGACCUGCCAAAUUUAAGAGAGGUCUCUCCUUACAGUUUCAAAAGUUUGACGUCUCUAUUGGAACUUGACUUGUCCAACAACCCCAACCUAAAGUCUCUAAGUUCUGACAUGUUCUUUGGCUUGAAAGCCUUGCAGGAGCUCAACUUGGCCUAUUCUGGUGUGGCCUCCUUGCCCAAGGAUAUCAUGCUCCACCUGCCCUCCAUGAAGAGCAUUACUUGGGGGGAAAAUAUCCGUUGCUUGAAGACUGUGAAGGAAAGCAUCUUCCAUGCACAGAAAGGUCGAGUCCGAAAAGAAGUCUUACUUUGCCACGAUGACAAUGGUGCUGUUCCGGCACAAGACAUUUUGUAAGGCUUAAUAAUUGUGUACAUUACACUGCCCAGACCCAGUGCCUUUUUAUAAGAACAGUAAUUUAUUUAUAAUUUUUCUACAGUGAUUUUUUUUUUUUUUCAUUUGGAUUUUUUUUUUUUUGACGCUAGUAUAUUUAUCCAUAUUGCGUACCAGAUCAGUUAAAAGUAAUAGCGUGGUUUGUGUUUUUGGGGAGAUGAGGUUUUCUGCUCCGUAUUACAUUUUUUUUUUUUAUUUUCUUUGACCGAAUAUUUGAAAAAUUCUUGCUGAAAUAAAGGAAAUAGAUUUUUAUCCGUGCCGAGAAAGAAAUGUGGUCGAUAUGCGACAAGUGCCUUAGAAUAUUUAUCAGAUCUCUAUAGAUUGUGGGCGUCGGGUAUUCGCAGGGAGAAUCAUCAAGUUGAUAUGGGAAAUGGUUUGAACUUUAUGACCAAGAACCUGUAAUUAUUGGGACAAAAAAAGCCUGAGAUCAAUGUGACGCAUUUUUUUUGUAAACUGUUGGAUUUUUUUUUACCUAAUUGAACCACUUUAGAGAAAGGACUGACUUUUUGUUUUGUUUUUGCAUUUUAAAGGGGUUGUUCACCUUUAAAUGAACUGUUAGUAUGAUGUAGAGAGGGAUAUUCUGAGACCAUUUGCAAUUGGUUUUCAUUUUUGCAAGUCGGGAAGCUGUUGUUAUGAAACAUUAUCUAUAUUCUGCACAAUGCUGAGGUUUUUAGAGGGAAAAUUCUGUCUGGCAGAGCAAGCAGCAAGGCAGCUCCUACUCCAUUAUAAAUUUAACAUGUUCUGGUUUCAAGGAACAAUUAAAAAAAAAAAAUAGGUUGUUCAGAAUAUUGUUUGGAAAAACAUUUGUUUUUGUUUACACCUCCAUUAUAUUCUGAUUCCAGGUUCCCCAUCAUUUUUAAAAGGUAGGGGUGAAUAAAACAUUGCAGUACCAUUUUUA
Messenger RNA from Xenopus laevis (African clawed frog), 2598 nucleotides. It is a transcript of the gene tsku.L, whose product is annotated as tsukushi, small leucine rich proteoglycan L homeolog. The record is from RefSeq and is a predicted model, not a curated record. Bases 594 to 1664 code for a protein of 356 amino acids. Gene Ontology annotation, cellular component: extracellular region; extracellular matrix. The transcript is spliced from 3 exons. Lineage: Eukaryota; Metazoa; Chordata; Amphibia; Anura; Pipidae.